AUGAGAUCAAGAACUGGAUGCUUAACGUGUCGAACUCGAAAGCUGAAAUGCGACGAGCAAAAGCCCGAAUGUUCCCAGUGUCGCAAGGGCGGCCGAGAAUGCCGCCCGAGCGAGGGUGUCGUUUUUCGUCACCAGCAGAACGCGUCGAUGAAUCGAAGUUCUGAUCAAUCACCUGAAGGUCGUGGGAGUUUGAACGGAUUCUAUUCGUAUAAGAAUACUUUUGAUAAGGAUAGUGUGUGGUUAGAUGUCCCGAAACAUGUCAUAUUCGUCGAUAACUCCGACCCAUACGCCGACGACCUCGAAGCCUCGCUGGGAGGCGCUGGUAGUUCAACGCUGGCACCCUCGCCAAAUCACAGAUGGGGCAGUAGUGGCUCUCGAACAAGCGAUGCCGAGACACAAAGAUUGGAAGCGUUGUCGGCGGUCGCAUCACACGACCGAUUCCCUUAUUCUCCUUUAGAACACUCCGUCUCGGAUAGUGCCUCUUAUUCCUCUCCUCACGGUGGGCGGAGCAUCGCUCUGCCCCCGGCUUCUCCUGCCAUGUCGCUGUCGUCCACCAGCAACAAUACCAAUAUCAACUUCCUCCUCAACCCUUCCCAUUCGAUGUCGCCCCCCAUCGAUCCAAGCAUUCAACUCGCUGAUAGGAGUACGACACUGCCAUCGCGGCCGGCACUCUCACAGAGAAGCAUGUCUCAUGCACCAGAUGAUAAUGCAGAAACGGAUUUCGAGACUGCUUUCCUCCUUCGACAUUAUUCCGAAGGCCCGGGAUUAUGGAUGGACCUCUUCGAUCUAGGAACGUAUUUUGCAUCAUACGUCCCAGUGCGAGCAAGAUCCAACCCGCUGUUAAAGUUCGCAGCAUGCGCAUACUCAGCCAAGCAACUAGGCCGUGUGAAAGGCGCAAAAGCCCCCAUGGGUGGUGUAUGCACACAGCAAGCCGCCAUGGAACUGUGGCCUGAUAAAGACCCCGAUUUUGCAUGGUAUGGGGCCAAGUAUUAUGAAAAAGCAAUCCAGCUGUUAAUGAAGGAGCUUCAACCCGAUGAAGGCCCACCUCCACUGAGUACGCCCGAGGCGUUUGGUCAAUGGCAGGCUUCAGAGUUGUGUGGUGAUGCAGGUAACCCGCGUAAACGCCGGAGAAGGGGUUCUGAUAGUCGGCUUUCGCAUGGAGUUCAUUCGGACGAGGUACUUGCCGCAACGGCCAUUUUGUCAGUAUAUGAGUUUCUCGAUGCAGCGGGACCAGCGUGGAAUCGGCAUUUGAGUGGUGUGAAGUCGCUGCUUGAUGUCGCUGAGGUGGGUAUGAUGCCACUUGAGCAACGUCCGUCGCCUGGAGACGGCCCGUAUCAGACGGCCAAGAAGUCAGGGCUUUCCAAAGCGCGACGGGCGACGUUUUGGAAUUUCGCCAGACAGGACUAUCUGGCAGCCUUCAUCAAUGAAGGCCACACAAGGCUAAACACAGACGACACAGUUCUCUGGACAGAAGCAGGCCUGCUCCUCGAUAAUAUGGGCUUCAUCCGCCCAAGCAACACAGGCGCCGCAGGAUACCCCGAAGGCGAAGACAUAAUGAAAGAAGACCUAAUAAGCAACGGCCUAGUCUGGAUCCUAUCCAAAAUCGUCAACUUCAUAAGCUCAGGCGACAACAUGCAUCUAACAGAUAACCACACCGUGCCAGGCCCACUAGGGGUAACCCAACAAGUCCUCCUAGAACGCUGGCACAGACUCGAAUCCGAACUGGACGCCUGGAUCAACGGUGUCCCAGAAACAUUCAAGCCCUGCGCGCGAAUCGACUCCGCCCGCCUCUCCCACCACCGUCCACCAGCUGAAAACGAAGACACCUCCACCCUGCAAGAAAUCUGGUUCAGUUUGCCCAUGUGCGCGUCGACCAUGCAGCAUUAUCAUAUGGCGCGCAUCCUGCUGCUCAUUAAUAAACCGCACGAGUCGACUAGUCGUCGCAGCACGAUCACCCUGCGUCUUCAAUCGUACCGCUCUAUCGAGUCGGAGAUUGCAUUCCAUAGUCGGGAGAUUGUUGGCAUAGGACUCUCGCGUCCAGAUGGUAGUGUGCGAAUCAAUUCGCUGCAGCCGCUGUUCGUUAGUGGACAGUGUUUGACUGAUCCGCGUGAACGCCAGACCACUGUGAGAUUGCUUCGGAGUAUUGAGACUGAUUUGGGCUGGGCGACUGAGUAUCGGGUUCAGCAGUUGUUGAAGGAGUGGGGGUGGGAGGAGAGUUCGACCCGGUCGCCUGGUUCUUGA
Penicillium antarcticum is the source of this 2241-nucleotide messenger RNA. RefSeq lists its product as uncharacterized. Gene Ontology annotation, cellular component: nucleus. Lineage: Eukaryota; Fungi; Ascomycota; Eurotiomycetes; Eurotiales; Aspergillaceae. The record is from RefSeq and is a predicted model, not a curated record. Gene Ontology annotation, biological process: positive regulation of transcription by RNA polymerase II. Gene Ontology annotation, molecular function: DNA-binding transcription factor activity, RNA polymerase II-specific; transcription cis-regulatory region binding; zinc ion binding. The coding region runs from base 1 to 2241 and encodes 746 amino acids. The transcript is spliced from 6 exons.